CCAACCUCAAGAUAUCCUAAUCAUUUUCUAUCCCCCAGUCUCCUACAGUUAAAAACACAAAGACCCAUCUAUCUGCUGUCCCCGAACAACCCAAAGCACAUACACACUCUCUCUCUCUCCUUCUCUUUUCUCUCUCUCUCUCUCUCUCAAAGUUAAGUUUAUUGAUGUGGGUCUUUGCAGGUUAAAUGGAUACCUUGUUUAGACUAGUCAGUCUCCAAUCUGAUCACCAUCAAUCUUUCAACAACUCAACCACCACCAGAACCUCAACACCAACAACUACCACCACUACUUCCAGCAGCUCUAGAUCCUCCUUCCUCAGCCCCUCUCAUCAAAACCCUCACCCUAAUUACCCCCACCAAAACGACGACGUCGAAGAAUGCUUCAACUUUUUCAUGGAUGAAGAAGACUUCUCCUCGUCUUCUUCCAAACACUACUACCCAUCAAAUCACCCAACCCCGCCAACCCCAAACCCUCUCCUCACCACCACCACCACUCCCACACCCACAGAUUUCUCCUUCUCACCCGCCCUCAUCAACUUCGAGCUCUCCAACGGCAAGUGGGCCCCGGAGCUCCUCUUGGAGACCGCCAAGGCCAUCGCCGACAAGAACAGCUCCCGCGUCCAGCAGCUCAUGUGGAUGCUCAACGAGCUCGGCAGCCCGUACGGCGACACCGACCAGAAGCUCACCUCCUAUUUCCUCCAGGCUCUUUUCAGCCGCAUGACCGACUCCGGCGACCGCUGCUACCGAACCCUAAUAUCCGCCUCGGAGAAAACAUGCUCCUUCGAGUCCACCAGAAAAAUGGUGCUCAAGUUCCAGGAGGUCAGCCCUUGGACCACUUUCGGACACGUGGCGUGCAAUGGGGCGAUCAUGGAAGCCUUCGAUGGAGAGCCCAAGCUCCACAUAAUCGACAUCAGCAACACUUACUGCACCCAGUGGCCGACGCUGCUCGAGGCCCUGGCCACCCGAACCGAUGAGACGCCGCACUUGCGCCUCACUACUGUGGUCGCCACCAGAGCCAGUGACGGCUCCGGUGGUGCACCAGCGCAGAAAGUAAUGAAGGAAAUUGGCGCCAGAAUGGAGAAGUUCGCCCGAUUGAUGGGCGUGCCUUUCAAAUUCAACGCCGUACAUCACUCGGGCGAUCUCUCCGAGCUGAAUUUAUCAGAGCUGGAUAUCAGAGACGAUGAGGCCCUGGCCGUCAACUGUGUUGGCACUCUACACUCAAUCCAAGCCGUUGGAAACCGGCGUGAUUAUUUGGUGUCUGCGUUCCGUAGCUUGAGACCGAGGAUCAUCACUCUCGUGGAGGAAGAGGCUGAUCUCGACGUUGGGGUUGACGGGCUUGACUUUGUCCAUGGCUUUCAAGAGUGCUUGAGAUGGUUUAGGGUUUACUUCGAGGCGCUGGACGAGAGCUUCGCCAGGACCAGCAACGAGCGGUUGAUGCUCGAGAGGGCAGCUGGUCGAGCCGUGGUCGAUUUGGUGGCCUGCGCGCCGUCAGAGUCUGUUGAAAGGCGCGAGACCGCCGCUCGCUGGUCAAGGCGAAUGCAUGGGGCCGGGUUUAGCCCCGUGACGUUUAGUGAUGAGGUGUGCGAUGACGUACGCGCCUUGUUGAGGAGGUACAAGGAAGGUUGGGCAAUGACACAGUGCUCGGAAGCCGGCGCUGGAAUAUUCCUUUCGUGGAAGGAUCAGCCAGUGGUUUGGGCCAGCGCUUGGAGGCCUUGAUAGACGGUGGCCGGUGAUCGAUGAUCAUAUAUAUUUUCACACGUGUGAUUGGUUUUUUGUGGCACGUGUGCAUGAAAUAUGGAGUCUGUGAGUAAGGAGUCCUCUUCUGUUUGAAAGAGGGGAGGGAGGGGGAUAAUAGUGCUUGGCUUGAAUAGAAUUAAGUAAAUUAAUUUUCAUGGGUUAUUAAUCAUUUGUGAUUUUUUUUCUUUCUUGAUUUUUAUUGAAAGUUGAAUAGGUUGUUUUAAUGCUGGUUUUGUAUUUUUGAAUAUCAUCUUUGUGGGCAAAUGCCCUAUUUUAAUUUUGUUUA
Prunus dulcis (almond) is the source of this 2022-nucleotide messenger RNA. RefSeq names its product protein SHORT-ROOT. Lineage: Eukaryota; Viridiplantae; Streptophyta; Magnoliopsida; Rosales; Rosaceae. Gene Ontology annotation, cellular component: nucleus. The record is from RefSeq and is a predicted model, not a curated record. Gene Ontology annotation, molecular function: DNA-binding transcription factor activity; sequence-specific DNA binding. Gene Ontology annotation, biological process: asymmetric cell division; regulation of DNA-templated transcription; negative regulation of mitotic cell cycle. Bases 186 to 1715 code for a protein of 509 amino acids. The transcript has a single exon.